UAGUAAGUGUGUACAGUUAGUGGAGUAGUUACUAGGGUAAGUGAACAGGCUGUGAUUUGGGACGCGUCCCGGGCUGGUCCCUGCUCCUGUAGGUGUGGGAAGUGUUCUAUAUCACCGCAGCUGUGAAGUUCACUCUGAGUCUCUCCUCCGUGUUUAGCAGCAUGGCUCGAGGACACCAGAAGAUCCAGUCUCAGCAGAAAAAUGCCAAAAAGCAGGCAGAGAUCAAAAAGUCGAAAGGACACGACCAGAAAACUGCUGCCAAAGCUGCUCUCGUCUAUACAUGUAAAGUCUGCAGGUCACAGAUGCCGGAUCCCAAAACCUUCAAGCAGCACUUCGAGAGCAAACAUCCAAAAAGUCCUCUUCCUCCAGAGCUGGAAGGUGUGGAAGCUUGAGCCCUGCUCGCCAAAACCUGCACCACCGCUUCACCCUCAGAGACUGUUAAUGCUGUAUACUGUUUCCCCAACGGCAAAAAAACACCACACAGAUGCACAGACUGUUCUUCCGUCUGUCUGUCUGUCCAUCUGUCUGUCCGUCUGUUUAACACACUGCUGCACUGGUUUACACUGGGGCCGAUGAUGAUGAUGAUGAUUAUGAUAAUGAUGAUGAUGUAAAGGGGGUGUGUUCGGGAUAUAAUUCCGGAGGUACCAUAUUUUCCGGAUUUGAAUGAGUCUAUUGGUGUUUUUUGAGGUUUGAAUAAUUGGCGUUUUAGUAUCCAAUAUAACUAAAGAAUUCCAGAACAAAAAGUAUUUACAUACGACACCCAUCCCCCACCCCCCAUACACACACACACACACACACACACACACACACACACACACACACACACACCAAUUUAAAUAAAUCAUAUUUUCUUUACUCCGGAAAAUACAGUUAAAAUAAAUGAAUAAUAAAAAAGGCUAUAUAAUUGAAACUGUGAAUAAAAGCGGUAACUGUUGCUAAUUUCUUUUUUUUUUUUUUUUUUUGAUCGUUUCUGAGAUCACUGGAUGUGGAUGAGGGUGAAUACCACUAUACUCUUUUCAUUACACCUCAGAGAUACUGAUGAUUUGUGGGCGGAGCUUCGUUCAGAGAGACGUAGGAUGAGCGUCCUCACUGCGGCGUCCUCAUGUCCUGCAAGUGUAAAAUAACAAUUCUAAUAAAGUUUAAUUUUGUUUA
Messenger RNA from Silurus meridionalis, 1152 nucleotides. RefSeq names its product zinc finger protein 706 (gene znf706). Lineage: Eukaryota; Metazoa; Chordata; Actinopteri; Siluriformes; Siluridae. The coding region runs from base 162 to 392 and encodes 76 amino acids. The transcript has 3 exons. The record is from RefSeq and is a predicted model, not a curated record.